Molecule: messenger RNA, 4487 nt
Organism: Brassica rapa (field mustard)
Lineage: Eukaryota; Viridiplantae; Streptophyta; Magnoliopsida; Brassicales; Brassicaceae
Product: ethylene-responsive transcription factor ERF086
Biological process (GO): regulation of DNA-templated transcription
Molecular function (GO): DNA-binding transcription factor activity; DNA binding
Source: RefSeq, a predicted model, not a curated record
AAGAUUGUUGUUGCCUUAUGUUUGUUUGCAUGUAAGGACAUCAAUACAAAAUUGUCCACUGAGGUAUUUAACAUUAAAAACCAAAUUUAUACGUACUUUCCAAGCAUUUUAUUUUGGGUUUGGUUCAUCGUGUCUCUCUUUAACCACUCCCAUUGAAAAAAUCAUUACAAGAUGACAAAAAAAUUGUUCUCACUUCUAUUUCCGCUUAAAAUGCGGGUAACCAUGUGAUUUGACCAGGGGCUUCUGCAAUUAAGUUAGAUUAAUACUUACAUUCAAACAAACUAACCUAAACCAAAUUUAUAUAUGAUUAAAAAAACUCAAAUUUCUGUCGCUUGCCUAUCGGUUGUUAUAUUUCAUAGAGAAACAUAUUCAAACUUACUGAUUUUGAAGUACAAUUGUUGAUAAAACUUGUUAGAAAUCAAAUUCAUAAUCGACCUCAGAACAUUCAAAUUUAUCAGACAUCCUAACUGUAAUAGCAAUGCAUAUCACUUCAAAUAUAUAUAGUUUUUAUUAAUCGGGUAUGAGGUUUAAAUCUAAGUGAAAUAUCGAUUUUUUAUAUGUAGACCCUUGACCUUUAACCUAUGAUAUGUAGGGUUAUUAUGCAUAUUGCACGUGACCACUAAGCAAAUUAAUUGAGUUAAAUAAUUAGCAUGAUCCCAUUGAAAUAAAAUAUUUGAAUAGCAUGAUGCAAUAUAUGCAUCACAAUUAAAAUAUACUUUUACCAAAUAUUUUACUAUCCAGUCUAUAAUAGAAUUUGUUCUUAAUUUCUAAAUCAAGAUUGGUCACUGUGACAUUCCAGAUUUUUGCAGUAGAUCCAAUGAUCAGUGGCUUCCUUCUAAUUAGGCUUUUAUAAAUAGCCAUCCAUACAUACAACCACAUAUAGAAUAUAAUGUAUACACAUCGUAAAAUAAAAUAAAAAAUCAAAUGUUUGCUAUUUUCCCUCUAAAAUAGAAAAUUAAAUAAUAAAAUUUUAUUCAAAUAUAUUCUUCUAAAACAACAUUCUUCAAAUUAUGGAGUAAAAAUAGAUAUUAUUAUUUAUUUUCCUAAAUAUAGAAGAAGAAAAUAUAAAUGAGAUUGAGUGACUUUAACUCUAAAUAUUAUAUUAAAACAAAAAUAUCAAUGAGUUGAAGAUGCUCUAAGACAAACCAGUGAAUUGGAAUGGUUAUAAGCUGAUUUAACAAGAUAAAAAAGUAAUAGCCAGAAAACAGAUUAAAACACUCAAUUAAGCUUUCUUAAAAUCGGUUUUGAUUUCUUUUAAAGCCAUAUACAAAAAUCUUAUAAAAUCCAACCAAUGUGCCAACCUUUAAUCUAUCUUUGUCACUGAAGCCUACAUAUAAUAUCUUCGGAAAAAGAAAUAAAAAGCCAAAUAGAAGAAAUAAAAGAUACACUAAAAGCAGUUGAAUCAAAAGUGAAGUCUCUCUAUCAGGCUCACUGUCUCUCUAUUUAUAACAGCACUUCACUUCCAUUUCCAAACAACAUCAUCAUCUUUAGACAGAGGCAAAAGAACCAAAAAAAACCCUAAAAUAAAACCUCCUUUCGAAAAACCUAUACCUUCAUCAUCAUGUCAACCUCCAAAACCCUAGAUAAUAACAAACACUUCGAAACAUCCCAAACUCAAAUGGGUUUUGCUCUAAUCAACCAAAACACAACCAACGCAACCACCACUACAAACGGCGAGAGACGAGGCCGGAGAUCAAAGCAAGCAGAGCCAGGGAGGUUCCUAGGAGUCAGGAGACGUCCAUGGGGUCGUUACGCAGCUGAGAUUAGAGAUCCAACAACCAAAGAACGUCACUGGCUCGGCACUUUCGACACUGCUCAUGAGGCUGCUCUUGCCUACGAUAGAGCAGCUCUUUCAAUGAGAGGCACUCAAGGUCGUACUAACUUCGUCUACACUCCAAAUGACGUUCACACCAUCCUCACAAACCCUAAUCUCCACUCUCUCAUAGUCUCUCCUUAUAAUAACCAAUCUUUAUUACCAAACUCUUCUCCACAGUUUGUCAUUGAUCACCAUCCUCAUUAUCAAAACUAUCAUCAACCUAAACUUACUCUCCCCCAAACCGUCUUACCCGCUGGUUCUUUUAAAACGCCGGUUCGUCAUCAAAACGCUGAUGUUCAAGCGUUUGGUACUAGUCCUCAAAACUCGUCUUCUAACGGCUCGUUAUCUUCUUCACUAGACGAAGAAAACAACUUCUUCUCGUUAGAAGGAAGUAACUCCAGUAACAACUCGGGCUACUUGGACUGCAUUGUCCCAAACCAUUGCCUUAAACCACCUCCGGAAACCACCACCAUCCAAAAUCAGACCGGAGCUGGUUUCACAACUCCAGCAAGCAAGGCUUCCGAGUCAUAUGAAGGGUUUAGUAAUAGUUACUUCCAAGAUGUUGACAUGAUGAUGGAGUUUGGUUCGUGUGAUCUCUCUGCCAUGAUCACUAACUAUGGUGUUGGUACUUCCAUGUCAAUGGAAGAUUACGCAAUAAUGGAGCAACAAAACUUUUCUUCUUCUUCUAUCGCUGCUUUUGGAGAUGUUGUUGCAGACACUACAGGCUUCUACUCACUCUAUUAGAACAUUCUUUUUAAUAUUUCUGUUUUUAUAUUUAUGUAAUAAUAUAGUUAGUACUUUACGUUAUUCCAUGGUCGUUUGGUUGUUUAACAACAUGUUUAUCGACUUUAUUAUUAUAUAUAUAUUCUGCUUAUUGUAUCAUGCACCAUAAGGUUCCCUUACCAUGAAGUUUUAAAUUUUCUUUCUUCUUUAUUAAUUUUUUUUUGUAAUUUCUUCAGUAUCAUGGUUUUGAACUUUUGAUUAAUUAGCAAAAGGUGUUAAUGCGAGUUGUAUCAAAGACCACUUUUUGUCCAUGCUAUUUCCAACAUGUACUAUUUAAUUAUGUAUAUAAUAAGUGUGGUGUGUAUAGAAACAAAUGACUUAUUCAUAGUAGAUAUUUAAUUGUAAGUGAAUAAUAUCUAAGAUAUAUACCAGGAUAAUGAGAUUAGUUGCAUAAACUCAGUGCGUAUACGCUCGGUUAUUAUAAACUUUUAAAACAAAAGAAGGUUUGGAAUUAGACUGAAAAUUAUAAUAUAAGAUAUAUAUACGUAUAUAUAUAUAUGGUUUUUGAAAAAAAAAAUAGUUAACUUUAAGAAAAAAAAAUAGUUAAUGUGAUGGACUUAGUGAAGUACCAUGAUGGUGUUUUUGGUCUUUGGACAUGUGUUUUGGUCAUGACUUGUUUGGUCUUUAAUUGCACAAUCACUGUUUCAUGUCUCCCUCCUUUUGCCUAUACUUUUGUGUACAACAACUCAACAUCACAACUCUUUUUCCUUUUUAAAAUCUGUUUCAGGUUUUUGACUUUCUUUCAUUGAACUCAGUUAAUCCCCCUUUCUAAAGUUUAUCAACUUCACUUUAUUUUUUUAAAUCAUCAGACCCAAACAAAGCUGCUAGCUAUACAUAUCAAACAAAUAUAUAAAUAGUCCAUAGAGUGCAAAGAAAAUAACUUACAUAGAGUGCAUAAUAUUUUAAUUUGUAGUUAAGUUCUUCAUACAUCAAUCUAAACAAAAAUGGUUCAUUAUUCUAAAUUAUGGUAGAUCAUCUAAGUGAUAACUCAGGGAAAAAGCAUUUAAUGAUUAUUAUUUUUGUGGGUUGUUGAAAGCUUUUGUUGUGAUGUCUCAGUGACCAAACUCAUGAUUAUGAUUGUUCUGAUUGUUUGAGUAAAACUAGACGCAACGAACAAACCAUACAUGCACAUGUUAUAUCACCAACACAAAGAACCAAGUACGAGAAUUACUGACUUCUACUUCCACAUCAACAGUAAUUUUACUUAUUGUGUACUCCCUUCUGUUCUUAUAUUCAUGAUCAAAAUCGUACGAAUCGAAUGUAGAACAAAUAGAUCGGUUCUGUUCUACCUUUUCGUGCUCUUUCUCUUCUUGUUGCUGUUCUAAAAACAUUUAGUUGGAUUGUUUCAACGACUAUUGCGUUUGGGUUUUACCAUUUAAAAAUAUUUGAAUAUUUUGUUUACUAUUAGAAAGGAAAAGGGCCUUACUAAUGUAUUUGUCAAAUCUUUUUUACAAACUGUAAACGCAAAGUUAAAAAGAAUUUCACAUUCUCUUUAUGUUGUCACUUGUCAUGUAAGUUUAUAAUUUCUUAAAAAAUGUAUGAUAAAAUCAUUGAAAUAUGUACUCUUUUGAAUUACACAAGACCUUAUAAAGUGUAAUUAAAAUCACAAUCAGGCUCUUAUUCCCCAUAUUGGCGUACUCAAUAAUUUUUUUUACACAUGGGAUUUGAAGUAAUCAGAUUUGAAGUAAUCAGAUGAUUUCAUGAACAAUAAGUCCAUUUAUAAAUAAUCAUUUUGAAAAGGUUUUGUUUUACAAGAUAGAAAGAUGGCUGUAUGAAGGAAUCGUAUGAACAUGGUAAGAGAGACCUCAACUAAGAGGAGAGACUUAACACAUAAAACUAGAGCUGCUUUCAUCUCUCUCUGCUUUUGCUUCUUGUUGUUGUCUCCACC